CGAGAGGUCUGUGCAGCAGGUUCGCGGGUCGCUGGCGGGGGCAGCGGAGGGGUGCGCCGAGAGCGGUGAGAUGGAGGGUGAUGGCUCAGACCCAGAGCCUCCAGAUGCUGGAGAGGACAGCAAAUCGGAGAAUGGGGAGAAUGCACCCAUCUACUGCAUCUGCCGCAAACCAGAUAUCAACUGCUUCAUGAUCGGGUGUGACAACUGCAAUGAGUGGUUCCAUGGGGACUGCAUCCGGAUCACUGAGAAGAUGGCCAAGGCCAUCCGGGAGUGGUACUGUCGGGAUUGCCGAGAGAAAGACCCCAAGCUGGAAAUCCGUUAUCGGCACAAGAAGUCACGGGAGCGGGACAGCAAUGAGCGAGACGGCAGUGAGCCUCGGGAUGAGGGUGGAGGGCGCAAGAGGCCUGCCCCGGAUCCAGAUCUGCAGCGCCGGGCGGGGUCAGGGACAGGGGUUGGGGCGAUGCUUGCUCGGGGCUCUGCUUCGCCCCACAAAUCCUCUCCACAGCCCUUGGUGGCCACACCCAGCCAGCAUCACCAGCAGCAGCAGCAGCAGCAGCAGCAACAGCAGCAGCAGAUCAAACGGUCAGCCCGCAUGUGUGGCGAGUGCGAGGCCUGCCGGCGCACUGAGGACUGUGGCCACUGUGACUUCUGUCGGGACAUGAAGAAGUUUGGGGGCCCCAACAAGAUCCGGCAGAAGUGCCGGCUGCGUCAGUGCCAGCUGCGGGCCCGGGAAUCGUACAAGUACUUCCCUUCCUCGCUCUCGCCAGUGACGCCCUCAGAAUCCCUGCCAAGGCCUCGCAGGCCACUGCCCACCCAGCAGCAGCCACAGCCAUCACAGAAGCUGGGGCGCAUCCGUGAGGACGAGGGGGCAGUGGCAUCAUCAGCGGUCAAGGAGCCACCUGAGGCUACGGCCACACCUGAGCCACUCUCAGACGAGGACCUACCACUGGAUCCUGACCUGUACCAGGACUUCUGUGCAGGGGCCUUUGAUGACCAUGGCCUGCCCUGGAUGAGUGACACAGAGGAGUCCCCGUUCUUGGAUCCUGCCCUGCGGAAGAGGGCAGUGAAAGUGAAGCAUGUAAAGCGUCGGGAGAAGAAGUCUGAGAAAAAGAAGGAAGAGAGAUAUAAGCGGCAUCGGCAGAAGCAGAAGCACAAGGACAAAUGGAAACACCCAGAACGUGCCGAUGCCAAGGACCCUGCGUCGCUACCGCAGUGCCUGGGACCUGGCUGUGUGCGCCCUGCCCAGCCUGGCUCCAAGUAUUGCUCAGAUGACUGUGGCAUGAAGCUGGCAGCCAACCGCAUCUACGAGAUCCUCCCCCAGCGCAUCCAGCAGUGGCAGCAGAGUCCCUGCAUUGCUGAGGAGCACGGGAAGAAGCUGCUCGAACGUAUUCGCCGUGAACAGCAGAGUGCCCGCACCCGCCUCCAGGAAAUGGAGCGCCGAUUCCAUGAGCUUGAGGCCAUCAUUCUUCGUGCCAAGCAGCAGGCUGUCCGUGAGGAUGAGGAGAGCAAUGAGGGUGACAGCGACGACACGGACCUGCAGAUCUUCUGCGUCUCUUGCGGGCAUCCCAUCAACCCACGUGUUGCCUUGCGCCACAUGGAGCGCUGCUACGCCAAGUAUGAGAGCCAGACGUCCUUUGGGUCCAUGUACCCCACACGCAUUGAGGGAGCUACCCGACUCUUCUGUGAUGUCUACAAUCCUCAGAGCAAGACAUACUGUAAGCGGCUCCAGGUGCUGUGCCCCGAGCACUCACGGGACCCCAAAGUGCCAGCUGAUGAGGUAUGCGGGUGCCCCCUUGUACGUGAUGUCUUUGAGCUCACAGGUGACUUCUGCCGCCUGCCCAAGCGCCAGUGUAACCGCCACUACUGCUGGGAGAAGUUGCGGCGUGCUGAAGUGGAUUUGGAGCGUGUGCGCGUGUGGUACAAGCUUGACGAGCUGUUUGAGCAGGAGCGCAACGUACGCACAGCCAUGACUAAUCGGGCAGGAUUACUGGCCCUGAUGCUGCACCAAACGAUCCAGCAUGACCCACUCACUACCGACCUGCGCUCCAGUGCUGACCGCUGAGCCUCACAAUGGCGCAGAAGUCCUCACACCCUGCAUUCCAGGCUGGGGAGCUGCCCUGAAUCCCCCAUUUGUCUGUUCUGCCCUUCAUAUGUUUCUCCGGCGGUCCUUGAGUUUCUCCCUGUACGGAUCCACCAUUUGACUGCCCGGCUGCUGUUACCAGGGGGUCUCAGAACUUUUUCCUGUUCUUGUCUGUUCCUUUGUUUCUCCAUUCUCUGUGCCUGGG
Puma concolor (puma) is the source of this 2285-nucleotide messenger RNA. It is a transcript of the gene CXXC1, whose product is annotated as CXXC finger protein 1. Gene Ontology annotation, biological process: positive regulation of DNA-templated transcription. Lineage: Eukaryota; Metazoa; Chordata; Mammalia; Carnivora; Felidae. The record is from RefSeq and is a predicted model, not a curated record. Gene Ontology annotation, molecular function: zinc ion binding; DNA binding. Gene Ontology annotation, cellular component: Set1C/COMPASS complex.